AUGUAUGCUGUGACUGGUAGUGAUGAGGAUGACUGUUACCGGUGUUUCCCGCCCGACCCGGGCAUUGGUACUGCCGCGUCAGGUACUAGUGAGGCUGCUGCUCUAGGUGCCAGUGCGUCUGUGCUCUCAGGUGCUGGUGAGUCUGCCCUCUCAGGUACUGUGUCGGCUUCGGCCUCUCACACCUUCACCCUUGACUCUGGAGCGUCUCGCUCCUUCUUUAGGGACCGCACCACUCUCACGCCGCUGAGUCGGCCGGUUGCGGUGUCCCUGGCUGACCCCUCUGGGGGGCCUGUCCUGUCUCGCUUCUCCACUGUCCUCCCGUGUCCGGCGGCCCCCUCUGGCACCCUGACUGGUCUCUACCUCCCCUCGUUCUCGACGAACUUGGUGAGUGGUGCUGACCUCCAGGAUGUGGGUGUCCACCAGUUCACCCCUGCUCGUCAGCGGGUGACCCACUGCACGGAGGCGGAUACAGGUCGCCACCUGGCUACGUUUACACGUCGGCCAGGGUCGAGCCUGUACACACUGACCACUGCUUCUCCUCCAGGUGCUGAGUCUGGUAGGGUCCCUUCGUCUGGUCAGGUGUUUGCUGCAGCGUCCAGGUCUGAUCCUGAGUCUGCCCCCUGCUCGUGUCGUCGUCUGUCUCACGAGACCCUCCUCUGGCACCACCGCCUUGGCCACCCCUCUCUGCUUCGGCUCAGAGGCAUGGCCUCGCGAGUCCUUGUGUCUGGUCUUCCCCGGUCUCUCCCUCCCCUUCCUCCGGGCCCUGGCCCCACCUGUGUCCCCUGUGUCGAGGGGCGCCAGCGUGCUGCCCCUCACUCCUCCCAGUUUCCUCCGACAGAGGCCCCGUUGCAGACGCUUCACAUGGACGUGUGGGGCCCAGCCCGCGUCCGUGGACAGGGUCAGGAGCGCUACUUCCUGCUGGUGGUUGACGACUACUCGUGUUACACCACAGUCUUCCCCUUGCGCAGCAAGGGUGAGGUCACUGAGGUGUUGAUCGACUGGAUCCGCGCAGCUCGUCUCCAGCUUCGGAGGAGCUUUGGCUCUGACUUCCCUGUUUUACGUCUGCACUCGGACAAAGGCGGAGAGUUCUCCUCUGGCCUCCUGAGUGCCUACUGUCGUGCGCGAGGCAUCCGUCAGACCUUCACGCUUCCGGACUCACCACAGCAGAAUGGGAUUGCUGAGCGCCGCAUUGGCAUGGUCAUGGACGUCGCUCGUACGUCCAUGAUGCAUGCGGCUGCUCCCCAUUUUCUGUGGCCGUUUGCGGUCAGUUACGCUGCGCACCAGAUCAACCUCCACCCCAGGGUCUCUCGACGGGAGACCUCCCCAGCCCUGCUGUGGACGGGGAAGGUUGGCGAUGCGUCGGCGUUCCGGGACGUCACGUUCGACGAGUCGGUACCCUACUACCGCCUCUUCCCCUACCGCACUCCGUCCCUCCCCCCACCCCCGCUCUUCUUGGUACCAGGUCCCCCCCCGGUAGUCCCCCUCCCCCCUCAGGGUCCUGCCCCUUCAGGUGUGUCCCAGGUAGACGAGGUCGAGCCUGUCGAGGUCACUGGUGACUCUGGUGCUGCUGCGGGAGCUGAGCCUGGGGGUGCGGAGUCUGGGGGUGCUGAGCCUGGGGGUGCUGAGCCUGGGGGUGCUGUGCCUGGGGGUGCUGAGCCUGGAGGUGCCGAGUCUAGGGGUGCUGUGCCUGGGGGUGCUGAGCCUGGAGGUGCUGCGCCUGGGGGUGCUGUGCCUGAGGUUGCUGAGCCUGGGGGUGCUGUGCCUGGGGGUGCUGUGUCUAGGGGUUCUGAGCCUGGAGGUGCUGUGCCUGGGGGUGCUUCGUCUCGCCGGGAGCCACUCUCCCCACAGGAGCUGCGUGAGUGGUUUGCCAGGCGCUGGAGGCGUGCUGCUGGUGCGGGUGGUUCUUCGACUGCAGAGGGUACUGCUGCCGCGCGUCCCGCCGGUGCUCGUACUGUGGGUGCUGGAGCUGCUGGGUCUGAGAGUUCUCCUGGAGCUGGUCCUGCUGAGGGUGUUGGCGCUGAGCCUGCCGUUGGCGGUCCGACUAACAGUGCUCCUGGUGCUGCGGCUGGGGGUUCUGGAGCUUCUGGUGGUGCUGCUGGAGGUGCUGCUGGAGUGGGUGCUCCUGCCGGGGCUACUGGUGUUGUUCCUGCUGUUUCUAGCGUCGCCGCGCGGCCCCGACCGUACUUCGUUCCGCUCCUGCAGCAGGUUCUUGGUCUUACACCUCCUCCUCCUCCCUUAGAGGGUCCGCAGCCUGUCCAGUCACAGCCACAGCUACAGCCUGCCUCCCCUUUGCCUGCUCCUUCUCCCUACGCUGGUCCGACUGGAGGUCUUACUGAGCGUCGUGAGCCUGCGUCUCGUCCUGUGUCGCCUGUUCGUACUGAGCGCGCUAGUGGUCGCGGGUCGCGUCAGCGUCCUCCUCCUGUCCCUGGCACGCACCGGAUGUCACUGCGUCCGUCCACUGCUCCUCUGCGUGCCCCUUUGCCUUCUCCUCCUGCUUCCUCUCUUCCUGCUCUUGCCGACCCGGAGUCGGACUCUCUUCGUGCUGCCAGUCCUACUGUCACGCGUCUCCUGGCUACUGCUGUCACUGACCCCUCCUUCGAGUCGUCUGCUGCGGCUGCCCUUGUCACUGAGCUUGUCGACUUUGCUGCGCGCUGUCGUCUAGACUACGCUGCUCGUCUUGUCACUGAGUUUGAGUCCGCCUGUCCUCCGUCCGUCGGGGGUGAGUGUGCCCUUGGCACGGACGUCCUUGAGGACAGGCAGGAGGAGUUCCAGUGUCUGGCCGCCGCUUCACCUCGUCUCGCGUCUGUACUGCUAGCCCCUGAGGGAGACCCGGAUGCACCAGACAUCCCGACUCCGCGCUCUUAUGCGGAGGCGAUAGAGGGUCCCUACUCCUCUCAGUGGCAGGCAGCUAUGGAUGCAGAGAUGGCUUCCUGGAAGUCCACAGGCACCUACGUUGACGCUGUUCCCCCUCCUGGGGCGAACAUCGUCAGUGGCAUGUGGAUUUUCAGGGUGAAGCGGCCGCCGGGUUCUCCGCCUGUCUUCAAGGCGCGUUACGUGGCUCGUGGCUUCAGUCAGCGGCAGGGGGUUGACUACUUUCAGACCUUCUCCCCCACCCCGAAGAUGACCACUCUUCGGGUUCUGCUGCACGUUGCUGCUCACCGUGACUACGAGAUGCACUCUCUCGACUUCAGCACAGCUUUCUUGCAGGGCAGCCUGCACGAGGAGAUCUGGCUGCGUCGCCCACCUGGCUUCACUGGGUCUUUCCCUCCUGGUACCCAGUGGAGUCUCCGGCGUCCAGUCUACGGUCUCCGCCAGGCGCCACGUGAGUGGCACGACACACUGAGGACUACGCUCGCGGCACUUGGGUUUGCUCCUUCCACUGCCGACCCGUCGCUGUUUCUGCGCACCGACACCUCUCUGCCGCCGUUCUACAUCCUCGUGUACGUCGACGACUUGGUCUUUGCCACAGCUGACACCGCUGGACUCGCCUACGUGAAGUCCGAGCUGCAGAAGAGACACACGUGCACUGACCUGGGUGAACUGCGCAGCUACCUUGGCUUGCAGAUCACCCGGGACAGAGCACGCCGCACCAUUACCCUGACUCAGUCACACAUGGUGCAGCAGGUCCUUCAGCGCUUCGGCUUCACGUACUCCUCGCCUCAGGCCACUCCUCUGCCUACUCGCCACUCGCUCUCAGCUCUGCCUUCGGAUGAGUCCGUAGAGUCGAGUGGCCCGUUUGCAGAGCUUGUUGGCUGCCUCAUGUACCUGAUGACCUGCACACGACCUGACCUCGCAUACCCUCUUAGCAUUCUCGCACGCUUUGUUGCUCCUGGGAGACACCGACCAGAGCACAUGGCUGCAGCGAAGAGGGUGUUGCGCUACUUGUGCAGUACGUCGGGCAUGGGGCUAGUGCUUGGAGGGCGCAGUCCAGUGGUCCUCACUGGGCACGCAGACGCUUCUUGGGCUGACGACCAGGCUACGCAGCGGUCGUCACAGGGUUACACCUUCAGCCUUGGUUCCGGCUCUGUCUCGUGGCGGGCUACCCGCUCGUCUUCUGUUCUCGGCUCCAGUUGUGAGGCUGAGAUCUACGCUGGGGCUAUGGCUGCACAGGAGUUACGCUGGCUCACCUACCUGCUGACCGACCUUGGAGAGCAGCCUCGUUCUCCUCCAGUCCUGUACGUAGACAACAAGGCCAUGCUGGCCUUGUGUCGAGAGCAGCGACUGGAGCACAGAACGAAGCACAUUGCUCUUCGCUACUUUCUUGCUCGUGAGCUACAGCAGCGUGGACAGCUGCGACUUGCGUACGUGGCCUCUGAGGCCAACACUGCUGAUGUCUUCACCAAGGCACUUGCGCCUUGUGAUCAUCAGCGUUGUUGCACGCAGUUGGGUCUUGUGCGUGUCUUGCCUCACUUGCUCUCCUCUUGA
Closterium sp. NIES-65 is the source of this 4425-nucleotide messenger RNA. The record is from the annotation of a GenBank genome assembly. Lineage: Eukaryota; Viridiplantae; Streptophyta; Zygnematophyceae; Desmidiales; Closteriaceae.